ACCUGGCUUCGUGCUAAACGUAUGCGGAGCAUUCUAUAAUGGCGGCGCUGCCAGAUGGAUGAGGGUGGCGCUAGCUCGCGGGGUGCUGCCUGCAGGCCAGCGGUUUGCUGGCCCUGCGUGGUGGCAAGAACGAUCCAGGGACCAAAAAGAUAAGGAAGGAGUCCCUUCGAGAGCUUUUCAGCUGCAUUUGAAGAAAUCUGCUGUUGCUAAUCCUCCAGCAACUGUCGAAACUCCUGUCUCGUGAGCUUGUGCAGGAUUUUCUGUGCCCCACAUUUGACAUCCAUCAAAAAGCAACCAACCUGUUAUAUACAAGCAUGGCGUGUGUGUGUCGUUGCUGUGUGUAACUUGGUGCAGCUGCCAUGGUUUCUGGGACCAGUCCAACUUCUUCUAGCUCUCCGCUCGAAUGGAUUCUGGAGAACAAGUCGUGGAGACGGCUGCCUUUUAGUAAAGCCCUGGCUGUUAGCUUGGAUCCAACCCCAGCAGGAUGAUUGCUUGAGCCUGCACCAGUGCUGGGGGUUUUGCAGGGGGGUUUGUUAGAAGGGUGUUUGGCUGGUGCAGGGACUACAAGUCGUUAGGAGGGUUUUCAGGUGUAUAGCAAGCGAUCAGGGGUAUAUAAACAUCAAGCAAUUGAACAGGACUACCUUUGAACCCAGGGCAUUUGUUAGUUUAGGUAGAGUGUUUUCUUGUCUCCACAAAAGCAACCCUCCUGAUUCCUGAAAGGUUCUCGUGUAAAGAUGGCUCAAGGGCAAGACGUGAAGCGUCGCGCGAGUACUCUUGAAGGGGAGUGGCUGAAGUCUCUGGCUGCAAACGUUGGGGAGCAGUGCGGCGAGCAGAGCACAGUGGAUAUCGCAGACAUGCUGGAUGCUAGCCUUCAGGACGACGAGGUCAGCGAUGACGAGGUGGAUGUGGAGGGGUUGGAGCGGCGGAUGUGGCGAGACAUGUGGAAGCUGCGGCGGCUCAAAGAGAGGCUGAGGCGCAAGGAGGGAGCCGACGAGAAGCCCCAGCAGAAGCAGUCGCAGGAGCAGGCGCGCAGGAAGCAGAUGUCGCGGGCGCACGAUGAGAUACUGAAGUACAUGCUCAAGAUGAUGGAGGUCUACAAGGCGCAAGGGUUUGUGUACGGCAUCAUCCCCGAGAAAGGCAAGCCCGUGGGGGGCGCCUCCGAGAACCUCCGCGCCUGGUGGAAAGACAAGGUCCGCUUCGACCGCAACGGCCCUGCCGCCGCCGCUAAGUAUGCAGCAGAGCACGCUUCCCAGUGGGGGGGUCCCAAUCCCCAGUCCCCCCCGGCCCCCACUCCCAGCAGUCUCGCAGAACUCCAGGACACGACUCUGGGGUCGCUGCUGUCGGCGCUGAUGCAGCAUUGCACCCCCCCCCAGCGGAGGUAUCCGCUCGAGAAGGAGGUGGCGCCCCCCUGGUGGCCGACCGGGGAGGAGGAGUGGUGGCCGCAGGUCGGGCUGCCCCCGGGGUCGGGACCCCCGCCGUAUAGGAAGCCCCACAACCUGAAGAAGGCGUGGAAGGUGGGCGUGCUGACCGCGGUGAUCAAGCACAUGGCCCCCGACAUCUCCAAGGUGCGCAAGCUCGUGCAGCAGUCCAAGGGCCUCCAGGACAAGAUGACCGCACGGGAGAGCGCCACGUGGCUCGCCGUCCUCGCUCAGGAAGGCGCCCAAAACGGCGGGGGGGGCCACCACGGGCCGGGGCCGGCGAUGAUGGUCAGCGGGGAAGGCUCUGCCGAAGAUUAUGACGUGGAAGGGCCGGCGAAACCGAGCCCCCCCCUCGUCAUCACGUCUCUUCCGGGGGAGGACGAAGGGGAGAAAGCGUCCCCCCGAACUGGGCUCGGCGUGUUGGACCAUGGCAACCGGGGGGUGGCGAACAGCAGCAGCGUGAGCAUCGCGAGCCCCCCCCUGGGGCCAAGGAAGCGGGCGUCCCCAGGCGAGCAGCCGCAUUCGGGGGGGACGCUGCUGUUCACGUGCCAGUAUAUCAUGUGCCCCCGGCACGAAGCGUGGAACGCGUUCCCGAACCGGGCGGCGCGCAACGCGCACCAGGCGUCGUGCGCCUUCAAGGUGGAGGAAGGCGGCGUGGGGGGCGGCAGGGAAGCCCCCCGGAACGAGAACGGGGGGCUGAUGAAGUCGGAGCUUCGGCAGUGGGAGGCGCGGCUGGGGGGGGAGGCGCACGGAGAAGCGGGGCCGCACGCACCCCCCCACGACAUCUUCAAGAGCCCGGAUCUGUUGCCCCUGCACUACCCGAACGACAUCUUUGCGGGAUUGUUUUCGGAGGGGGGCGAGCACGUUGUGGAGAAGGGGGGGGGGCAGUUCGGGAACCCCUUGGAUUCCUUUUCUUUAGAUGCGUUGGACGGGCUGGAUGGACAGCACUGGGGGGGCGAGGCAGCGGUUCAAUUUCCAAGGCCAGUUACCCCCCUGGAAGAAGUCGGCAUCGACGGCGCGUUCCACACUCAUUUGCCGGGGGGGCAACACGCGCCGCACCACCACCCCCCUGUCCUGAUGGGAAUUGACCAUUCGGAGCAGAGGCAACGAGCUGCGCAGUCUCAUACGCCGCAGGGGUUUGGCUCCUUCCAGGGGUUCUCCGGGGGGGCCCUUGAGAACAGUUUGCCACCGACGAAUGUCCAGCACGACAGCCUUAGCAUGUAUACUACGAGCGGCCUAUUAGAACAGAUCCCUCAAACCGCAGCUCAGCAGGGUCACGAGCAGAGGAGUACGGAUUGGUUAGGCUUGCAGCAAGCCGAAAUGCUCUUUGGUAGCGGUGUUCCGUUUGCGCUGGAGCCGCCCAAGCGUCCUUCUCGCCAGGCCUCAGUAGCGGGCUCCCUUGUCGGGGAUCAGUCGAAGAGUCCAGAAUCAGCGGCUGUCUCGGAAAUGGGGGACAGCGAGUUCGUGUGGUGAUUGUUGGUUGAUCAGGUCCCCUUGUUUAUCGGUGAUUGACCAUGAGGAGUCGAGUUUGUCACGGGUAGUACUGCAAUUUGAGGUCCGGAACUGUAGUCGGUCGUAGGAUGAUUCUGUCUGCUUAACAGUGCGCUAUUGUAUGUUGGUCUGACCCUGUAAAGGACGUCGCUCC
Molecule: messenger RNA, 3063 nt
Organism: Klebsormidium nitens
Lineage: Eukaryota; Viridiplantae; Streptophyta; Klebsormidiophyceae; Klebsormidiales; Klebsormidiaceae
Source: the annotation of a GenBank genome assembly